UGCGAAGCGCUUGGCUUGCCAGGGUUUCGAAAUAUCGAGCUUGUAAACAGUACAGUAUCGCUUGGUAAAAACAUUGUACAACGCCAGUCGAACUAUUAUAGAGCAAUGAAAACUCUGUCUGUUACGGGCAAUGCUGAUAUCUUAGCUCCGAGAAGAAUACUGGAUGCCCCAUCGGCAAAUUUGAGAAGCAAUAUUAAUAUUGCCGAACACGCAACAUGCAGCAAACAGGAAUCUUCGAAUUAUGGUUUGUAUUCCAAAAUUUCUACAUUAAAAUUCAGUGCGGGAUAGUAUGCGUAUUGUAUAUACAGACUUUGUAAAGAUGUAGAAUUUAGUAUUUAGUGCCUAGCAGUAUUAAAUAUUUGCAUUUUUUUCGCCAGAUUAUUUUACUCGCAUUAAAAUGGGGAUAUAACUUGGCAAACACUCGCAUUCUUUCCCGUAGAAAGCCGGAAUUUAUAAUAAUCGACUUUCGUUAUUCUUUAUAGUCUAUUAAAGUACUCAAAGUGUUUCCCGUGUGAACUGCUUGAACACAUAAAUACAGUUAAUAAUACUGGGAAGGGGGUUUUCGGGUUUACUGCGCCCCUUGGCUUGUGUGUAUUGAAAGUAUAAAUAGCAGGUGUCCUUUGCUGUGUUGUAAUAUUGACACUAGGCUAGGCUUUGUUUACAACUAUGGCAGCCUUUUUGAAGAAUAAUUAUAUAGAUAUAUCAAUUUCAUAUAAUUGCCAGUACUUUCCCCGAAUAUCUAGAAUUGUCCAGAAUUAGACGACAAAGCUAGUAUCAGGACGCAUUGCAGCUUAAUGUGUUAAUCGAAGAGAAAACAAAAUUGAAUUUACUUAUUUGUACUGUUGUUUAAGGAAAAUAAAUUUGCACUUUCAUUACUGUCACAGCCCUGCUCAGAGCCUAGUGUAUCAAUGCAUAUAUCGUCUGAUUUACACUGGAAACAUUGCUUUCUACUCACUCUUCUGGUUGCCAAACAAGCAAUGCUUGCGCACAUGAUGGUGUUGUGGACAUGUGAUUAUAAUAGUAGAAAUUUCUAGAAACAUCUGUCUGAUCAAAUCAGCUGUGAUAGUCACAAGUGAUUGUCUCAAGUGUCAAAUCAGAUGUCAUAGUGUCAAUAUAGGGAAGAAGAACCAGCUAGAAUAGUGUGAUCUCUACUGGCAGGUGUUCUGGAAACAUUGUACAUUUUACCAAAACUUUGUAUUUUGUCAUAUUUCACAUACACAUUGAUGAUAGAUUAGUGUCUGUAUAUGAACUAUGUGAAAGAUCCAGCCUCCCCCCCUGAAAAUCAAGUACUCCCUGCUGUUAGACUCACUUCAAAUCUUGCUCAAAUUGGCUGCAUUUUUGACAGGGUCUAUCCAGUGUGUACAGAGAUCAGUUUCAUUUUCAAUUAGGUCUAUCCAGUAUAUUCUAUCCAGUAUAUUAUGAGAUCAGUUCAUUUCAAACUGAUCUCAUAACAGACUGGAUAGAUUUCAUCAAAAAUGAAGCCAAUUUGAGCAUUAAGACUUGGGGCAAGUCCGGCCCAGCCCCCCACCCCCACCUCCCCUGCCAGACCUCCCCUGCCAGUCCUUAUCUACUCUUGUUUUGUGUCAACAGAACGGGAAUGUUGUUGGACGUGGGAUUCGGAUUCCAUGUCGGGUUCCAUCACCCUUGGCAACCAGGAUGAGGUGUUGUUUCAUCCGGACUACAGCUGUGGGACGGCCGCAAUCCGAGGCGAAGAACCGUUCGAGCUUGGCAGUCAACAUUACUGGGAGCUUAAGAUGACAAGCGCUGUCUAUGGAACUGAUAUGGUAAGACGAAAUAUGUCAGACAUGUUCUAUUAGAUAUGCCUGUAGAUGUUAUUCUGUGGAGGUAGCCAGUCUUUGAAUGGAGGUAGCCAGUCUUUGAAUGGAGCUCAGUCUAUGCCAGUGAUGUUUUCCAGGGCAAACUCGGGGAAUGCAGUCCCCCCACCUUUUUUACCAGGGGAACAGCAUCCCCCUGCCAAAAUCAAACAUGGGGAACACCAUUCCCCUGGCAGGGAUUAAAUAUGAGUGAAGUUCAGUGAACGCCGUUUGACACCGUCCAAAUAAUUUUGGCUAUUAAUCACUUGUUCUAUAUACAUGUUAUUUUUGGCAAUAAUUGCUCAGCAUCCUACAUGAAAAUACUUCAGAACGUAAUUUUAUCACUAUUUUAAUCUCCCUGAAACUUGAUAUACUUGCCGAAAGGAAACAGUGUAUAGAAACAGAAAGAGGUAGAAAGAAACAGUAAAAAGGAGAAAGAAAAAAGGAUAAAUGAGUAAUUUCAGGAAGGUGAAAGAUGGGAAGAAUCUAUUGCCAUGAAAAUUGUUCCACACGUGAAACUAACAUUUACAGUGACAGUAUUUUUAGAGAGGACUAAAGACGUAAGGAUACUGACAAGACUGGAAACGAACUAACCGACAGGCAACAACUACACUUUAGACUGUGUCUUCUUACACAAAUUGGUUUGUACUAAUCACUAUACCAACUAGAGGUGUGCAUCGGAUCGGAUUGGACGUUUAUAAUGCGACAAUUGGCUAAUGUUUAAAAUCCGAUCCGAAAUUGUCUAAUCCGAAUCCGAUCCGAGUUUUGAUAAAGAAUUCCGAUCCGAAGAAUCCUUUAGCUUUAAUAAAAUAAAUUUCUCAUUCAAGUGGAAAUAUUUAACCAAAUAAAUAGAAAAGCAAGAAAUACAUGUCAAGAAGCUGACAAAGUGACGUUCAAUUCAAGUAUCAAACGAAUAAUGCAGCGACAACCGCGUUGUCGUGGAUAAUUAAUUCAUUUUAUUUCGAAUAUCGAAGUCCGAUCCGAGACUACGAAACAACUUUAUCAAUCCAAUCCGAAAUGAAUAUUUUUGUUCCGAAAUGCGAACGAAUCGGAUUCGGAUCGGAUUUGCACACCUCUUUGCACGCACUUUAAAGCUACACUGAUUCGAACUUAUGACUAAAUUUUGACUAUAUUUGAUAAUAUAAGAAUCUGUUUUGAAAUUCAAGCCUGAACAGGUUCUUAUUGAAAGGGGGUCUUAAAUUCUAGGUUCUUAUAUACGGGGAUUUACUGUACGUAUUUUUGUGUGGGCCGUGAAAAGUCCUUUAUAAAAUCUAAUAAAUAUUUUUGCAUGCUUAGAUGAUCGGCUUAGGCAGCAGUGCUGUGGACUUAGACAAUUCGCGUACAGCCUUUGCGAGUCUGCUGGGCCGAGACCCGGAGAGCUGGGGUCUAUCGUAUCUUGGUACGAUUCAACAUAGAGGCGAAAUGAAACAAUUUACAACGAAACUAGAACGAGACGAUGUAGUGGGUUUGCACCUGGACAUGUGGCACGGAACAUUGAGUAUUUACAACCAGGGCAAACCGUGCGGGGUUGCUUUUCGUGGACUACAGAACAAAGAACUUUACCCGAUGCUUUCGUCGACUGCGGCUCGCACGAGAAUGAAAUUGGAACGUAGUUGUAGUCUCCCCACGACGCUACAGUAUUUAUGUUGUGCUAAAAUUGGCAGCCAUAUUUCUGGGCUACAUGACUUAGACAAGCUACCUUUACCUCCUGGAAUGAAAAGAUAUCUGGGGAAACAUAUGGCUUGGGUUUUGCAGACAAAAAGUAGUCGGAUUUCGAAAUAAGGUUUUCGUAACUUGGGACUUUGGAAUAAUAAUUUAACAGAGCUCUGAGUACACACGUAAAAACGUACAAGUUGUAACAAACCUUCAGCAGACUUGUAUAGCAAUGCUGUUCCAACAACUUGUCAACAGGAUGUGUUCGCACUGCUUGUUCCCAGCUUGUUGACAAGUUGCUACAAGGUUGAGCUUAACAGACUUGUUACAAGUUGUUCCAACAACUUGUUAUCGUCCUGCACUUCAACCAUUUGUCAACAAGUUGUGAUUCACAACCUUGUAGCAACUUGGUAAAAUAACAGCAUUGUUACAACUUGUUGACAGGCUUGCUGCAAGCCUGUUGCGAAGACCAUCUUGUGAGAUUUUUACGUGUAUAGACCAUGUAUAAAUAUAGCCGGCCAAUAAAUAAAUAUAUAUGUGCUCACAAGUUUGUGGUAACAUUUAAAGAUUUAACUUUGAAGUAUAUUUUAAAAGUUCUUUGUUGUUUGCUUGGAGAAAGUAGUAAGUAUACACACGCAAAAAUCUCACAUCUUGUAGCAAGUCUGCCAACAAGUUGUGUUCGCACUGCUUGUCCCAAGUUGUCAACAAGUUUGUAACAACCUUGUGAUAUUAUCAGACUUGUUGCAAGGUUGUUCCAUCAAGUCUGAUACAGUACAAUAUUGUUACAACCUUGUGUUGUCGAUCUUGUAACAUUCUUGUUAUAUCAUGACUGUAUCAGAUUUGUUGGAACAACCUUGUAACAAGUCUGAUAAAGCCAUCAAGCUUGUUACAAGUUGUUAACAGCUUGUUCCAAACUUGUUACAACAACUGGGAACAAGCAGUGCGAACACAACUUGUCAACAGCUUGUGAACAGAUUUGUAACAACUUGUUUGCAGACCUGUAACAACUUGUGCGUUUUUACGUAAUCUUUUCACGAACCAAAACUUAUAUUUGAAGUAUAUUAUCGGUUGAUUAUUGGACUUGUAAUUGUAGAAACUUUCCUUUAAUCUAUCGUUCAGUUUUAAUGUGCUCGUACGAUUACAAUGAAGUUUGGGUGUCUACAAUAAAAGGGUGAUGUCAUAAUUAAUUAUUUUUUUGAUAUUUGGGACUUUUUUCGGCAUAUGGGCCUUACUGCCCCCCCCCCCCACCCUGGUGAAAAAAUCCUGCGUACGGCCGUGUUAAUAACGAGUUACCGCAAAUCUUCUACAGGGUCUAUCAAAAAAGUGUACACCCUUUCAAAUUUUUCUGUGAGUUGUGUAUUUGUUCAGACAAAAAGAAGUUAUCCUAAAUUCCCAUGUGCAGAAGACCUUGUGUUUUCACGCAUUCAUUAAUUCGAGAAAUCAUACGGCUGUCAAAUUACUACGAUAGGUUACGGUUAAUUUGAAAGGGUGUACAUGUUUUGAUACACCCUGUAUUGACGUGAGAGUGCUUAAACGGUGGGUGGGGGGGGGGGGCUUACUGAUUUAGACGAAACGCUGCACACCAACGUGAAAGGCUUUUCUCUUUUGUAAAGUGGAGGAUGGGGCACUUUGUAGAGGAAUAGCAAAUACUUACAUUGCAUCCUCCGGAAAAAUGGGGUGCGGCUUGUUGUACCGGGGAGGGGCAAAAUAGAGAGUUUCCGAGAUGUGACGUUGUUAAAUCAUCAUAAUUGGUAGAAAUUUGUAAAUAAGGACCAUUUCCAUUGUAAAUACGUUCAAGAGGGUUUUAACAAUUAUAAAAAUCUUGUAUGUAUAUAUACUGUAUAUCUUGUAUAUUGCCAUUAUAUUGCGUUGUAAUUGUAUAAACAUUCCUUUAUUCUGUCGUAACACGAAAAGUCACUUUUGCCGUAAUCCAUCUCAAAACAAUAAAUUCGAAUGCUUUUCGUUCAAAUUCCUUUGCUCUAUUUGCGACUAUUUUGGGUUCGACACGAAACCAAAUUCAACUGAUAUGAAAGUUUUAUUAACAAAUGUAUUUAUACAGGCUAUAUAUUAAAUACAAAAAUACAUACGAACAUUAAAUUUGUGUAGGUAUAUACACAGCUAAUUCAAGAAAGGUUGUCAUUUGCAAACCUUAAACUCUAAGCGCGCAAAGCUUACGGUAAUGGGAGCACAAGUUUCAGGCUUAGUAUAGUUGACUAUUGCAGCUAUUUGUGAAUGAUUGUUCUCGUAAGGAGAUAUUUGCCAUGUUUCCAAGAAUUGGGCCCCAUAUAUGAUUCACUAAAUUCAUUACAUGAUGCCCCAUUAUGCUUUGCAAGCUUAGAGUUUAAGGUUUACAAAGGACCUUUUUUGAAUUAGCUGUAAAUGUGGACAUUUUACAUUCCAUUGAUUAUAUUACUUAUAAAUUAUAUUAACACAACCACGAGGUCUGUUUAACAAUGUGAGUUUUUGGGGCUUCAAUAAUUGGUUGGACGGUUAGGUCUAGGUACCGCUCAUUAAAUACUAACUGUUCACUCAAUUAUACCUGGUACGAAACAAAGUUUUUGUAAUAUAGUUUUGAGUCCUUUUGUACAUGAAAAUGUUCUUGUCUAUCAGCCAUUUAUUGCUUAAAUUAUGCCACGUUUACACAUUGCGUCUAUUAGUCUGGUCAAUUUUAGAUUGAAACUAAUAUUUCAAAAAAUAACAUAUAAACAACAACAUCAGCAAUUCACAUGCAGAACCUAAAAUCAGCCUGACAAAUCACAACGUAUAAACGCACUUGGCUUGGCUUAGAUGUUCAGGGGGGACUGUAUUGCGAUUACACACAUAAAAACACACAAGUUGUUACAGGUCUGUUCACAAGCUGUUGACAAGUUGUGUUCGCACUGCUUGUUCCCAGUUGUUGUAACAAGUUUGGAACAAGCUGUUAACUUCUUGUAACAAGCUUGAUGGCAUUAUCAGACUUGUUACAAGGUUGUUCUAACAAGUCUGAUACAGUCAUGAUAUAACAAGAAUGUUAUACGGUUGACGACACAAGGUUGUAACAAUAUUGUCUCAUGACUGUAUCGGACUUGUUGGAACAACCUUGCAACAAGUCUGAUAAUAUCAACAAGGUUGUUAACAACUUGUUCCAAAUUUGUUGACAACUUGGGUCAAGCAGUGCGAAUACAAUUUGUUGACGGCUUGUUGGCAGACGUGGUACAAGAUGUGAGAAUUUUAAGCGUGUAGAUCAGUGGAGGUUGUGGAUUUUGGACCGAGUCGGACCUCUGUAUCACUUUCUACUUCUGUGGCUUAGACAGUAUACACGAAAAGGCCUGUGUUCGUCUUAGUUCUUUCAUUUUUUCUUCGCUCGCUUCUUUGCCUUGGGCGCUUCUUCGGCUUUCCUUUUUUCGCCACCAACACCAUUUUCACAACCGUUCACGUGGGGCUCUUGUGAAAGAUCGAAAUUAUAUUUUCGUGCCAUCACUUCGGUCCACAGUGCCAGUUCAACCUUGUGAGCCGUCCAAUCACCUUCGGGAUCUAGAGAAAAUGUUUAGGUAACAAAUUCACAUAACAAUAUACUGCAUUUAUCAUUUAUUAAACUAGAAUGUGUAUUUUACUACGGCUAAUGCAUGAUGUGUCGUGAAUGGACCUGUAAUGGGUGUCUCCAAAAAAACUAAACACUGUUUGGUCAUAGCCUAUCCGGCGAAGGAAAGAUGGCUGUGAAACUCAUUAGAAUAAUGAUGUUUGUGAUGUUACUCUGAGUGUAUAUCCACACCGGGCAAGCUUGAAAAAUAUGCCUGGCCACGGUGGGAAUCGAACCUACGACCUUUGGAAUACUAGCCCAAUGCUCUGCCAACUGAGCUACGCGGUCAGGUCGGUUCGAGUAUGUGAUAUUUCGGAACUGAGUCUAGUUCCUUCGAUAUCAAUGCAAUCUAGUAAUAUGAAUUUUUCUGUGUUGGUAUGACUAGAUUGCAUUGAUAUCGAAGGAACUAGACUCAGUUCCGAAAUAUCACAUACUCGAGCCGACCUGACCGCGUAGCUCAGUUGGCAGAGCAUUGGGCUAGAAAGGUUGUAGCCGUAGGUUCGAUUCCCACCGUGGCCAGGCAUAUUUUUCAAGCUUGCCCGCGGUGUGGACAUACAUUCAGAGUAACAUCAUAAACAUCAUAUUCACCUGAGUACACAACACAAACACAGAAAAAUUCAUUAGAAUAACUCAUUAUCUAUGUAUUUUUACUAUUUAUCAAUUUAUUAUUUAUCAAUUUACCCUAUUGUUCGAGUUGUUCGAGUCACGGAUAAGUAACUUUCCUAAAACAUUGCUAUUGGUUAGUGGGGCAAAAAUACAAUACACACGUGACGGUGAAGGACCAGAUUUAUGAAUAAACGUUGACUAACGUAGAUAAUGAGUUAUAUUGUUAUUCUAAAGAGUUUCACAGCCAUCUUCCCUUCGAUAGGCUAUGGUUUGAUUAACUACAGCAACAAAAAUAGAACAGCUAUCACGAUCAAAUCAAUUUUAUGGUACCCAGAAAGGGCUAACUUAAAUUUUGAUAGAUUAGAAUAAUGUUUCCAUGCAAUAUUAACUGAGAUAUUAUUGUUUUAAGUCCAACAAGAAUUUUUGACAAUGCUAAGAAUUAGCAUAACUUAUAACCUAUUAAUUCCCAAAGCUAAGAAAUAUGAACAAAAUUGUGAAGACUCUGGCUUGCGAAGUUGCAAAAUUGUAAAAAUUAACGGGAAAUAAUUUAAGUUGGCUUCAAUGGUGGAAACCCAAAAAUCCUGCCUAGAUAUAUUCAUUGCCUCACCUUUCUUCUUAAGCUGUUGCAAAACUUUCUUAAUUUUCUCCACGAAGCUCAUGUAAAACGGUAAAUGAUAACUAAUUUCUCCUAAAUCAGGUAUCGCCAUCAUCGCCUCGUCCGCCAUGAAAGGUACGAGGUCUGGCGCGCCCGCUGAAAGAAUGGCUAGAAAAACAAAAUUAAUGGAGAACAGAAGCGAGACUAUAAAAAACGUAGGUCUUUAGCACUGCCGGACUUCAAAUUGCGCAUUUGAUCAUAUACUAUAACAUGUUAAUUUGCGCAAUAUAAAUAUUAAAUAUUAUUAUUAUUAUUAAAUGUCCGGCAGAAACUUUUAACAAAAUAUCUUUGCAGAAAUUUCCUUACAUCUUGCAUGAAAUUUUUGUCACAAAGUGCGGCGCCAUAUACGUUCUCUGAAAUCUGUACCGUUGGUAGAUUUCAUUGGUAAAGGUAGAUUUCAGAGAACUUAUGACGUCAGGUGGCGCAAAGGCGUAGAUAGAUUUCAGAGAACGUAUGGCGUCAGGUACCCCUUGACUCAUUGUAAGCUAGUAGAAAACUGAAAAAUCUAUCUUAUACAAAUAAAAUUUAUUGAACGUAGUUAAUGUCUAACUUAAAUUUUGAUGGAUGCUUUGCGCAUUUCUAUAAAAUAUUAGCCGAGAUAUAGGCGUGUACACUUGAGGUAGCGUUUUUGGAAGACGCGAAAAAUGGUCUAUUAAUUUACAUUAUGGUAAUAAAAUGGCCAUUUUUCGCUUCUUCCAAAAUUGCUACCUUGAGUUUAAACGCCUAUAUGUCGGCUGAUUUUCUAUAGAAAUGUUCAAGGUUACCAAGGUAUACAUCAAAAUUUAAGUUAGACAUUACUGCCUUCACUAAACUUUCUUUGAAUAAGAUGGCUUCCUUAGUUUUUUAAUCACAAUAAGUCAAAGAGGGGAACAUUUUUUUACACCACCCGGUACAUAUGCAGGAAGUUUUAUAUACGACUUUAUUACCCAGGCCUAAAAAAAUACCUGACAUGUGGUUCCGGUUCCCGACCGUCCCUAUUUUUUUCUGCCGACCCUAUUAUUUUUUCAACGCAAUUGACUGUGCGACCCUAUUUUCUCCGGGUGGUUGCGGGCUGCUGCCAAAAUGGCGUCUGUUGUGUUGUCACACUAAUUAUUGAAAAAAACAUGAAAAAAUAUUUUAAAAAAUGUUCUUUCCGACCUACUGACCCUAAUUUUUUUGCUAUAUGAAACCGUAACCACAGGUAUUUUUUUUAGGUCCCAGGAAAUUUUUAUUUUUCGCUGCCAAGGAAGAGAAAUAUAAUUUCUAGGCCUGGUCUAUGGUUAGGCCUCUAGUAGACCACGGUGUGAUAAGUAUGUGAAUUAUCGCAUCCUGACUAUUAUAUCCCUGCAUCUCCUGAUUUGCACUUACCUGAAGCGGUGGCUGGACCAACAGCCUUCAAUUUUGACAGUUCACGUAUGGCAGCUGAAACGUCGGGUAGAUAUCCAAAUGCUUUACGGCUUGUGUCUUCAACUGUCGUUUCAUUGUUUGCCUUCACAAGAUCUGAUAAUCUUGGUCGAAACUUUCCUCGCUACAGGAAUGAGUUGACACCAUUAAUAACGACUUAACUAAUCUUUGGUAAUUUUAAAGGUGGCAUAUUUGCAGAAUGUGCAAACACCAAAGUUCCACAAAGAGAUUAAAAAAUUAAAAUUAAAAGAUUAAAAAAUUCGGGAAUUUCAGUUAGCCUGCGACAUUGAGACCAGAAUUAAGGAUAUCGUGUUUCUUAAGUUGGCCUAGCAACAGCUGAGCUAUAAAUUGAAACUUUUGAAGUCACCUGACAUUGUUUUGCGUACUAAAAACAGACAAAUAUACAUUUUAGGCUGCAUGACAUAUCCUCUCAAUUACAGUUAUCUGGUACCCAAUUUUUCUUGCAAGUAGCUAUAUUAACCCUUUAAGUGGCAAUGCACCCAGAUGUGCCGUACAUUAUCAUUUUACUCUGUCUAACUCCAGAUGAUUUUACUCAUCAGGAGGAGAGUGCUGCCACUCAAUGGGUUAACUCAUUGAGUUGCAUUGCACCUCAAUGUGCCCUACUUUAUUAUUUUACUCUGUCUAAUGCCAGAUGAUUUGCUCUUUGAGAGGAGAGUGCUGCCACUCAAUGAUUUAAACACAAUGUAAAACUGUUUUCAUGAUGUACGACCAGGGGCGGAUCUAGGGGUCGUCAAGUCAGUCGCGCGACUAAGUAAAAAUUGCCUACUUAAUUAAAAAAAUUCGACUCCAGCUAUCUAUAGCGGCCAGUAGAUCGAGUUAUUAAAAUUUUGAAUCGUAGUCCAGUUAUACGUUUCAUGCUGCGGCAGAGCUUCGGCAAAGUAAUGUUAGUCAGUCACGAACAGCGGUCUUACGCAUGAAUGUUGACGGAUUCGGGGGUUGAAUCCGGCUAUCUGAUUGGCUGACGCGCUCAUUUCCAUGGUUACGCCAUUUGCGACGGAUCUGUGGGGAGGCCUGACGGAUUUGCAGAUUCAGGGGCUCUGUAUGAGUCUUCUGAUUGAACCAUUUAAAAAUAUUCUGCACUGUCAUUGGCUUAUAUUUUCGACGGAUUCGCAGCGUGGGGUAUUCGUCAACACGGCAUUUGGUGUUUUAUACCUCCUGAAUGUUUACUAUUUCGAACGUCUGGCAUGUGAGAAAUUUUACUAUUAUAUUUUUACGAGCGAUCUCUGCCAGCGAUAUCUGGAAACAUUUUCGACAAUAUUCAGUUUGCGAUUGCGGCAAACGAUUUAGAAUCUCUACAACGUUUGUAUACGGAGCUUGAAAGAAUAUCGAUGCUUCACGGACAAAUUCUGUUGACGAGCUACUGAACGGCAAAGUGAGCGCCAUCAACAACACAAGCAGAAGCCUCGCUAGAAAUUUUGGCGCAGAGAGCUACAUUCCGAAGUAUGUUCGAGAUAAGAAAGACAAAGCUUGCACUGCAAUAAGGUAGAGAAAUUUAUGGUUUUAUAAUGAUGUAUCUUUAGUUUAUAUUAAUUAAACCGAAGAACCAAAGCCGUCGGUGUUGUUAAUGAUUGUUUGACAUAUGAUAUUUUAAUAUUCGCUAUGCUGUAUUAGCAUAAUUCUCGCGUCAAGAAGCUAAAAUAUGUUUUAUUCAAUGUCCACAUUGUAAGCAUUUGUUGAUUCUCGUGUUUAUAGUGUAGUUUUAUUUAAGAUUUAUUUAUAUUUAUGCAUCGAUCACACAACAUGUCGGCCUUAUAGAAUACUGUUUGUCCAUAGCCUAUCGACACGGCUUGUUAGACCGCAUUGGUCUGGUGUAACAUGAUGAUGUGAAAUAUAUAAUAAGCUAGCUUGAAAAGCUCAUUGACUGGUAGCCAUUCUCAUGUAACUAGUUUAUUAAUAUUUGACAUAACAUCUUUAUAUCUUGUUAAUGUAAUAGUGUUUGACUUAGUUAAUGAAUAUCUGGUUGUUUUUUUUGGAUCUGAGGCUACUAGCAAUUAUUUGUAUAGUUCUGCGUUUUUGGUAACAGAACAGUAUAUUUCCUUAAUGCAUUUGCUGCCAUAUGAUUUUACAACUUUUACAAUGAUACACUUAUAGGUAUAUAGUAUGAAUAUGACGACGAUUGAUUAAUCCACAGGCAAACAUGUUAUUAAAUUGCAGCUGAGUUUUAAUGUACUAUAUCAUAGUAAUAUAUCCAUAAAAUUUUGUAUUGGAAUAGGAUCAAUAUAUCUUUGUGCAUUUGUAGUUUUUCUUACAAUGGAUAAGAAUCAAAUGUUCGUUUGAGUUUAUCAAUUUAAAUUUAAUCUAAAUACGUUUUUCACGCCCAGUCGAGACCACGCCCAGCGCUGGCAACGCCUCGCGCUGACAACGGCCCGUCCGCCAAAAAUUUUUGACUGAGGUACGAAAAAUCCUAGAUCCGCCCCUGUGUACGACUACAAAUUGAGAAAAUGUAACUGUAUGUUACUUUAAUUGCUGUUAGAGAAAAACAGUUUUUGAACACAAAGCAAAUUUGUCCAAUUGUAUAUCGCAUACUUACAGUGAGUUUCCACUUCAUUAGCUGGCAAAGUUCUUCUAAAUUGAGAUAUUUUUUCUCUCGACUAUUUAAGUUCUUUGGCAACUCAUCUUGAUACCUGUGGUAAAAUAUAUUCCAUUCUUGAUCAAAUCAUACUAAUGGCAUUGCCCUUGCAUUUGUGUCAAGGAGGGUGGCAAUAUUGCCAAAUCCUCUGUCAGAGAGCGCCGUAACUUACUUAUAAUUUUACUAAGUAUGUGCAAUCAAGCCAAGUGGAAAUGAAUAUGUGGUUACAAAAUAACUUACUAAAGACAGACUUUCUCAGGGCGUAGCUAUCCCCAUACAAGUGGUAAGUAUAAUUGUCCUCGCUGGCUGUGUGACACUUCCCAAUUUCUCUAUCUUUAGGGUCUACAAAAUGCUAUUUCAUACAUUUUAGACAUGUUUUACAAUAACCUAAAAGCCAGAAAUUUGGUAUCUGAAAAAAAGUGCGGUUCGGACCACACAUUUCCCCCCGUGGCUACGCCUCUGGACUUUCUUGUACUUGAUGAAAAGACAUUGACUGGUCUAAGAAUAUGGGGGGGGGGGGGGAAUCUGACAAAAUCUAUUUGGUGACAAAGUCAACUCAGCAUCGAACAUGCAACAUCCGCACAUGUUGCAAUUUUUUCCUCACAAGGUUAAAAAUAUCCAACAUGAUAGAUAACUGAUAUUUUCCUCAAGAGGUUAAAUUCUCACGAAAAUCAUCCGCACACAAGAGAAACAUGCCGAGUUUGCCGCCAUACAGCUCAGCAAGUUUCUCUUGUGUGUGCGGAAGGCUCAAAGUGGCCAUUUGAUUGUAUUUGCAAACAACCGAGGCAGACACAGAUUUGUGAAUUCCUCUAACAAAUUUAUCUUCAGUCUAAAACAUUUCCAAAACUGCCCAAUGCCCGAUCACCAAUUCAAUCCUCAAAAACCUCGGUUAUGUUUUAAAAAUAUUUACCAUUUGUCCAGUGCAACGAGGUCUCGGUCUUUUUUAGUCUUGCUACUUUCUUUGCUUGCUUUCAACUUGAGCACAUCAUUGUACGAUUCGAGCGCCGUUUUCCACGCUGAAACGUCUUCGUUCGUAUAUAAACUACUUGGUUUAGGCUUUUCCAUUAUUGUGCUUCCUUCAAAAUCGUGGCUUAAAAAGCCGUUUUUGUACAAAAUUUAACUGAUUGUACAAAAUUUAAUCACAGCUGUUGAGUCUUCAAAAAAUCACGACAUCUCUGGCGCUGUUUUUCAAAACUUGCAAUAUUUUUCGUGACGCUGCGAAAUUUAGUCCUGGUGUACCGUCCCCCCGGGUUUAUAUUAGAACUUUAUUGAUACCCGGGGGGAGAUUUUUAUAAACUUUUUCAUGCGCAUUGCACCCCCUGUAUUUCAUUAAUCAAUUAUUAAAAUCAGGGGGAGUAGGAAAUAUUUUGCAAACAAAGCCUAUACCGUUAUACUUCAUGUAUUUUCCUGUGUAGUUUCGUUUUUACAUGUUUAGCUUUUAAUUAAUUUUUUAGUAACUAUUUGUUUAUUUUAGUAAAUAAACAAAUCGUUUGUUUAUUUAGUUAUUUAAAUAUUUAUAAAAUUAUCAUCUUAUGCCCUGAAAAACAUUUAAGGUGGCUCUGUGUUGUUUGUCGAAUUACCAAAAGCGCAUGCAAAUGAUGGUAACAGCAUUUGAAGAAUAGCAAACCAGUGUUAGCUAAGUAACACUGGAUCAAUAAGAGAUGACAUUUACUGGACCUCUGGGAAGAAUAGUUUAGAACUGAUAGAGUUAUCCAAUAUAAAUAAAGUUAGUUCAGUACUUCACUUCAGUUUAGGUUUCCUCCUGUAGUAAGACUGGAUCAAUAAGAGAUGAUCCUUACUGGACCUCAAGGGAGAACAGUUUAGAACUGAUAGGUACCAGUAUAAAUAAAGUUAGUUUAGUUUAGGUUGGCAUGGGACCUCUAGGAAGAACAUUUAAGAACUGAGCAUGCAGGGUGAGUUUGUUCUCAGGGAAAAUUGCGGAGAGAACAAGGAAAUCGAAAUAAAUUAGAAUAACGAGGACGCUCCUAAUCAACUGACUGCAAUUAAAAUUGUGACGUCAUCCAGUACGCGCGACGCACUAUGAGCAAAGAUCUUAACCACUUUGUAGAGACGAAAUAAUGUUUUUACAGCGCGGCGCAGAACACUGGGUCAACACAGUCUCAGAAAAUUAAAUAUGGUAAGACAGAGACAUUUUGAGCUGUAUUUUACUUUGUGUUUUGCAUUGGAGAAUUAUCUGCAGUCUGACGAGUUCUGGGAAUUUUUUGUUUGUAUUAUGUAUUACACACGUAAAAACGCACAAGUUGUUACAGGUCUGCAAACAAGUUGUUACAAAUCUGUUCGCAAGCUGUCGACAAGUUGUGUUCGCACUGCUUGUUCCUAGUUGUUGUAACAAGUUUGUAACAAGCUGUUAACAACUUGUAACAAGCUUAAUGCAAUCGGACUUAUUACAAGAUUGUUCUAACAAGUCUGAUACAGGCAUGAUAUAACAAGAAUGUUACAAUUUUGACGACACAAGGUUGUAACAAUAUUGUUAUAUCAUGACUGUAUCGGACUUGUUGGAACAACCUUGCAACAAGUCUGAUAAUAUCAACAAGGUUGUUACAGCUGUUAACAAUUGUUCCAUACUUGUUGACAACUUGGGACAAGCAGUGCGAGCACAACUUGUUGACGGCUUGUUGGCAGACUUGCUACAAGAUUUGAGAUUUUUACGUGUGUAAUAUUUUUUUCACAGGAAAGAUCGCGUACGGAAAGAAAGCAUAGAGAGAAGGAACUACGACAGCUGCAGGCAAUACCUUUAUGACGAAUAUAAGACGGUUAGUUUAGUUUAGUUUAAUAGAUUUACCACAGAUUACAUACGAAACAUAUUACAGUUUGUGGCAGGGAAUGAAAACAGGACAAAAGUCCCAACGGUUGGUGGGAUACGACUUGAAACUGGUUUAUUUAGUGUUAUGAAUGAUCAUAUAUUUUUGCAUGAAUAAAAACACAGCUAUCGAGAUAUAUAUGGCGUUUCCAUCGAGUUUAAUUUCAGAACUUGUAUUCUGAUCCGAGAGAUAUAACCUUCUCAUCAAAGAAUUUGGAACGUUAAGGAGCACGGUGUUUGGUCACUCAAACUUGAAAUACUUUAGCCACCUUAUUAAAUAAAACUCAUUAAUAAUUCAUGAGGAAAUUAGACAAAGGAAAUCACUGCCGUGCAUGUCAGUGGUUUUAUAUGCAUGUGAUAAAAAAAUCAUGUUCAUUUACAUGAACUUUAGUUUUGAUUAGACAGCUUUGAUUUUUACUACAAUUAUAUUUCACAAAUGAACUCAUAAGAUGGGUAAUUUUUAAGCCAUUUAAAACACUCGCACUCCGUGCUUUAUGAGCUACACACGCAAAAAUCUCACAUCUUGUAGGAAGUCUGCCAACAAGCGGUCAACAAGUCAGUUGUGUUCGCACUGCUUGUCCCAAGUUGUCAACAAGUUUGGAACGCGCUGUUAACAACUUGUAACAACCUUGUUGAUAUUAUCAGACUUGUUGCAAGGUUGUUCCAACAAGUCCGAUACAGUCAUGAUACAACAAUAUUGUUACAACCUUGUAACAUUCUUCUUAUAUCAUGACUGUAUCAGACUAGCACAGAAAAAAUUGUAUCAGAC
Messenger RNA from Paramuricea clavata, 15850 nucleotides. Lineage: Eukaryota; Metazoa; Cnidaria; Anthozoa; Malacalcyonacea; Plexauridae. The record is from the annotation of a GenBank genome assembly.